Messenger RNA from Aspergillus terreus NIH2624, 1041 nucleotides. RefSeq lists its product as uncharacterized. Lineage: Eukaryota; Fungi; Ascomycota; Eurotiomycetes; Eurotiales; Aspergillaceae. The record is from RefSeq and is a predicted model, not a curated record. The transcript has a single exon. The coding region runs from base 1 to 1041 and encodes 346 amino acids.
AUGGUCCUUCUCACAUCCUCCACCGUGUCCGUCAUCGUAUCCACAAGCGUGGUUGCCCUGUUUACUAUUGUCCUCUUCCUAUCCGGCUACGUCUUACAACAACAGUCCGUCCGAAACAUCCAACAUGCACUGCGACCUCAGCACCAUGACCCCAUCGCAGGGCACGGAUCUUCAGGAUCGUCACACCAGAAAAGAGAUCAAACUCUCCUCUCUGAGAUAGUCCCCGAUACGCAAUCACCCACAUCCCAGACAGAAGGGAACUACGCAUAUCUCCAACUCCUCUCCACCCCAAACCCGUCCGACAUCUGCUCAGCGAUUCUCUUCUUCAAACAGCUCUCCACCAACGGCACCGCCAUCCAAGACCGCCUCUUCAUGUACCCGCAAGAAUGGGAUCUGGUGCCGUCGGAGAAGCUCGCGGAACCCGUUGCCACGGCGCUCGCCUACCUCCGCGCCGCAAGCCUCAAGUACGGCAUCUGGCUCCUGCCCAUCGACAUGACGGCCGCCACCUCCGCCGGCUACGCUCCCACCGACACCAAGCUCCUCCGUCUCGGCCAGAUCCAGUUCAUGCAGUACGACAGCGUGCUGUAUGUGCGCGCCCCCGGGCUCCUGCUGGACACGGGCAAGCUGGACCAGGUGCUUCUCUCCCGUCCGCUGCCAGGGAGACACGACAAGACCAGACCGGAGUCGUUCAAUAACGAGGCGUGGAUCCCCAUGCCACUGAAGCCGGCGCGAGAUGCGGACCUCCCGCCUGUCUAUCUGAUUACCGUUAAUAAUGUGGAACAUGGCCAUAUCGAAGCGCGCGGUCAUAUACCCAAUGUCGCGGUCCCUGGCUUUGGGGGGCUUGUGACCGGGCCGUGGGGAGUUCCCUCGUCGGAAGCGGGCGAUGGGUCCACGGAGCUGCCAGGUUAUGUGUAUUUUGAGCGUGAUGAGGAGGGCCAUGUUCGGUGGGCGGAUAAUCCACUGUUCGGCUCCUGGAGAGCUCAGCAGUAUGAAGUAUGCGAAGGCCUGGACUUGGAUUAUGUGACGUAUAAUGAUGUGUAG